UUCCACUAAAUAGCGUUCAUGGGAUUGAGUUGCGUUUCCACUCUUCCUACAAAACUGUUCAUGUCACCAUUUAAUGGAGCUGGGGGUUGAAACAAGGCGAGCAAGACUCGUGGAAGAAAUACGCACUUUGCUGUAAAAACAGCGAAAGUUGAUAACUUUAAUGGUAAUAAAAUGUGGAAUUAAAACUACAAACCCGGAAAGUGGUAACGCAGAUGAAAAACGUUGAGGAAGGAAACGUCGCUAAGUAGUCACGGUCAUAUUGACAUGUUUAUCUGGUAUAAACGUUGAAAAGUUAACUAAGCGGAAUUCUAAUGGCAGAACUGUAGUAAAACGUGUUAGUCGCGUAUCCUACAGUGCGAGAGUUAAAAUGAGAACUCCUUCUAACCCACAGAGCUGGGAUGUUGUGUACCCAUGACUGGACAAAAUUAUUUACUAUAAUUACUGUCAAGCAACACCCUCUGAGCCCCUUGUUUCUUUAAAAGCGGGGGACGAGGGCUUCUGCCAAAACUCUGGGCGCAGAUGCGAAACUCAGUAAUCGACUCCAGCGGCGCCGCGCUCAGCCAAACCGAGUGGGAAAGGGGGGAAGACCGUCAGCCUGUCGUGUUUUCAGACAGAGGGAAAGAGAUGUCAAAACCGAGCUUUCUGCUGCUGCUGGAGGUGUGUGCCCUUGCUGAGGUGCUCGGACUGACCGGCGAAGUAGUAGUGAGGGUCCCAGGAGCUUUCUUGAGCUGCUGUAGCUCCUCCGGGCAGUGUGCAGCAGCACUGAGGGCUGUGGACUGGAGUCCCCUUGAGGAAGGGUCUGGGCCUCCUGAGCAGAGCGGCUACAAUGACGUCGUGCCGGAUGAGUCCGAGGCCCCCCCCCAGCUGGACUUUAAGACGCCCCGCUGGUGCCACACCCUGACCAUCUCGAAUGGGGAGGCCACCUGCUUUUCCCCCCGGGGGGGCAACUACCAGAGCACCCUGGGGACGCGCUGCGAGCUGUCGUGCGACCAAGGGUACCGCCUGCUGGGUCGAAGGUCGGUGCAGUGUUUGCCCAACCGUCGCUGGUCAGGGACCGCCUACUGUCGGCAGAUCCGAUGCCAUGUGCUGCCGCUGAUCUACUAUGGCACCUACACCUGCACCAGGAGUGUGGCCAUGGGCUCGCGCUGUGAUUACACCUGCUCCCCUGGGUACCAGCUGGAAGGCGAACGCUUUCGGACCUGCCUGGAGUCCGGGCGCUGGAGUGGCACAGAGCCCACAUGCGUGGACCGGGACCCCCCGAAGAUAAAGUGCCCGUAUUCCCGGGUGAAGGUGGCAGAGCCUGACAAACUCACAGCCAAGGUGACCUGGGACCCCCCUGCGGUGAAGGACACGACCAACCCUUCUGUCACUGACGUAACGCUCAUAGGGCCGGAGCCAGGAUCUGAUUUCACAGAGGGAAUUCACGUCAUCCGCUACAGAGCGUACGACCAAGCCAGGAACAAAGCUGCCUGCAAGUUUAUUGUACGAGUGGAAGUGCGGAGGUGCCCUGCUCUCAAGCCGCCGAUUCACGGGUACCUGACCUGCUCCUCGGAUGGGAACAACUAUGGCGCCACUUGUGAAUACUCGUGUGAGGGGGGCUACGAGAGGAGGGGCCCCCCCACCCGUGUCUGCCAGUUCAACCACGGCUGGGCAGGAACGGCUCCAGUCUGUGUCCCCAUGGAUUUCAACACCGAGGUGACCACCGCUGCCGCCCUGCUGGACCAGUUCUACGAGAAAAGGAGGCUGCUCAUUGUGUCCACGCCCGACAACUCAGACGAGAACUACAAGCUGCAGAACAUCAUGCUGCAGAGUGCCAGCUGCGGCCUGGACCUGCGGCAGGUGACGGUGAUCGAGCUGCUGGGGCUUCCUCCGCGGGAGGUGGGCCGCAUCAAGGACCGGCGCCUGACGUCCCAGGCCAUCGAGGAGCUCAGGCAGGUGCUGCGGAUCACCAGGGCUUACUUCAGCAUGCUCCUGCUGGACAAACAGGGCAUCGACCGCGAGCGGUUCAUAGCCCCCACCACCUCGGAUGAGGUCUACACCUUCAUUGACACCUACAUGCUGAGCGAGGAGGAGCGGGACCGGCUGGAGAAGUACAAGGACUACUGCGACUGAGCAGAUGGCAGCCCCUGGGCCCCGAGCACCACACUACCUCCCCAGGACAGGCUGCAGUCCCCCCGGGGACCAGGGACAGAAGGCUUUCUUUCCGCCACAGUACCUGGGACCAGAAGCGUUCAGAAUCUGCAGCUCCUACACCCAGUGCUACAAAGUCAGAUUGCAGAUGCCAGACUAGUGCUCAAGCAUGUUUUAGGUCAUGAGAAUUUCCUUAUCGGGAACAGUGGGCAUUAGAUCCUCAAUAAGUCAGAUCCUGUUAAUAAGAACUAAACUGCUAAUCUAAUCUAAGGGAGUGUUGGCUGUCACCCCUUCACACCCACGACACCUGUUUUACCAACUACUGCCUCAGACCUGCAGCAUUAGACAUAAAAUAGUAAAAAAUAAGGACAGUGGAGCAGAGUGUAAUCAAAACGAUAUUUAUUAAAGCAUUCUUUUUAAGAUAAAUGAUAAAAUUAGUUUUUUAAAAAAUAACUCCUCUUCAUCAUGACCCCGCUGUAGAAGUACAGCCGGAUGUUCUGCCCAGCCUGCAGUCACGAGCUGCAGGCAGGAAGUGAGCAUCAAAGGUCACUUCCUGUGUGGCUCUUCCCUGCACAUUUUAAAGUCAAAACACCGUCACUCAGAUUACAAACAUUUAAAAGCUUUUCCAGAUUUAGAAUCCGAUCGCCUUCUGUCGUAGUGGCACUUUGCUUUCAGAAGUUAAUGCUUUAAGUUUUAUUUGUGCAUUUGUGAACAAAAUUUUGAAUGCAAUGAUUGCACACAAUAAUUUUGGCAAAUAUUUCUAAAUAAACAAAUCCAAA
Lepisosteus oculatus (spotted gar) is the source of this 2909-nucleotide messenger RNA. It is a transcript of the gene srpx2, whose product is annotated as sushi-repeat containing protein X-linked 2. Gene Ontology annotation, biological process: positive regulation of cell migration involved in sprouting angiogenesis; positive regulation of synapse assembly; cell-cell adhesion. Gene Ontology annotation, molecular function: signaling receptor binding. The record is from RefSeq and is a predicted model, not a curated record. Lineage: Eukaryota; Metazoa; Chordata; Actinopteri; Semionotiformes; Lepisosteidae.